Messenger RNA from Eufriesea mexicana, 2781 nucleotides. Its product is annotated as aminopeptidase N. Gene Ontology annotation, biological process: proteolysis; peptide catabolic process. Gene Ontology annotation, cellular component: membrane; cytoplasm. Gene Ontology annotation, molecular function: zinc ion binding; peptide binding; metalloaminopeptidase activity. The transcript has 10 exons. The record is from RefSeq and is a predicted model, not a curated record. The coding region runs from base 1 to 2781 and encodes 926 amino acids. Lineage: Eukaryota; Metazoa; Arthropoda; Insecta; Hymenoptera; Apidae.
AUGAAGUGUAUACUACGACUUCGUAUUCUUCUAUGCUUAGCUACCGCGUUUGGGUCGGUGACAUCGUUCAGCGUGUGCCCUCAUAAUCUAUUAGACAAGGAUGUAUCUGGAAGUAGUACUGACUACUUGUCGUACAGACUUCCGAAAGAAGUUAUUCCAAUAAAGUACUCUCUUUACUUAGACAAUGACAUGAGAAACUUCACGUAUUUCGGAUCGGUAUCGAUAUACCUGAAAGUUGUCGAAACAACGGACACCGUUGUAGUGCACAGCGAUGGUUUACGUAUUCUAGAGGAAGAAGUGGACCUCUAUCGCGUGAAAACCGUAAACGAAUUGCAAAUUCCUUACAUUCGUGAACCAAUUAUGUGCCAAGUUUAUGAUCCCGAGAGGCAAUUUUAUGUCAUAAAGACUGAGAAGGAAUUGGAGCCUAACGAAUACGUGUUAUCGAUCAAGUUUUUGGGUGAAAUACGAGAUGACGUGUUUGGAUUUUACAGGAGCUUCUAUGUCGAAAACGGCGAGAAAAAGUGGAUGGCGGUCACCCAAUUUUCUCCAACGUAUGCACGCCGAGCGUUCCCCUGCAUGGACGAGCCGCAUUUGAAAGCAGUUUUCCAGCUGAGCAUUAGAAGCAGUGUUUACAAUCUGACAGUUACAAGUAAUACCAAGGCUGUAUAUAGGACACCGUGGAAUGAAUAUUGUUUCGAAGAGACGCCAAGAAUGUCUACCUAUCUGCUAGGUUGGGCUAUACACGAAUUCGUUCCCGACCAGCUGAUAAACUCCUCAGGGAUGUUUCAAAUGUGGACCAGGAGAUCCAUGAACCAUCGCGGAUCAAUUGCAUUGGACGAGGGUCAAUCUAUAUUCGCUUUCCUGAACAAUUGGGUUGCGAUGUGCAACCCUAUUUCAAAGAUGGACCAGGUUGCCGUACCCGACUUCAAUUUUCACGCGAUGGAAAAUUGGGGCAUGAUCACGUACAGGGAGUCCGUGGUACUCUACGAGUCUGGUCUGACACCCACGAAGUACAUGAUCGAUGGAUUCACCACUAUGGCUCACGAGUAUGCUCAUACCUGGUUUGGAAAUCUUGUCACGCCUAUGUUCUGGAACGUUGCGUGGUUAAAAGAGGGAUUCGCCUCGUACUUUCAAUACUUUGCCGUGUCCAUGGUGCAUCCAACGUGGAGAAUGAUGGACAAAUUCGUGGUGGACAUGCUGCAAUCAGCGAUGCUCUUGGACUCUGCGGAUCAUAACAGGGUUAUGAAUGGUCGAAACGUGGGUAGUCCUAGCAGCAUCAUGGCGGUGCUAGAUUUUGUUUCGUACAAAAAAGGUGCAUCUGUGAUCCGUAUGCUCUCCCACGUGAUCGGUGAAUCAGCUUUUCAUAAAGGUCUACAAGACUACGUGACAUAUAUGUCAUACCAAGCAGCUACUCCAUCGGACCUGUACAAACACUUGCAACAUUCCAUUAAUCAAUCGAGUGAAAUACAAAGCGACAUAUCGAUUGAAGAAUUCAUGGAGACCUGGACAAAUCAGUCGGGAUAUCCUCUAGUGACCGUCACACGAAAUUACGAAACGCAAACACUCACACUAUUCCAAGAACGAUUUCGCUGGGAUCAGGAUCAGUCGGUAUCUGGGUGGUGGAUACCAUUGAGUUUCACCACGGAAGAACUCGCAAAUUUUUCCAAUACGUCACCGUCAUUCUGGUUAAAGCCAGAAGACGAAGGCUUGACACUUCCUUUCCAUGUACCAUCUGACGAUUGGCUCAUUUUUAACCUUCAACAUGCUGGAUAUUAUCGAGUGAAUUACGACCAGGAAAAUUGGUUAAUGCUUACCUAUUAUCUCAACUCGAAACAUUUCCAGAAAAUACAUAGAGCGAAUAGAGCUGCCCUCGUGGACGAUGCCUUCAACCUAGCCAGGGCUGGCUACGUGAAUUACUCGAUUCCGUUCGAUCUUUGCAGUUACUUGGUCCAAGAACUUGACUACGAACCAUGGGUUGCCGCUGUAAACAGUAUCAGGUUUCUGAACACGAUGUUGAACAUCGAUCUUAAGGUCCAACGAGCCUUCCAGGAAUAUGUUGAUCGUUUGUUGCGAAACAUGUACGAGCAACUGAAUUUCACCGAAUCUAGAAACGAAGAUAUUACUACGAAAUUACACAGAGAGUUAAUCUUAUCGACUUCCUGUUUAAUACGCAGCGCGGAUUGCUUGAACAUUUCCAAAACUUUAUUUAAAAAUUGGAUGACUCAGCCUGAUAUAACAAUACCACGGGAUGUCAAGAGCUUUGUUUAUUGCGAGGGAAUACGUGAUGGAAACGAAGAAGAUUGGUACCGAGUGUUAGCUAAAUUCCAAAUUACUGAUCUGCAAACCGAGCAAGAACUAUUACUGCAAGGUCUUGGGUGCACACGAAACGCUAGUCUGAUUAAAAGGUAUCUCGAACUAUCUAUAUCGGAUGAGCAGAAUGUCCAUAAACAACAGAGGAUGAUGAUAGUGAAUGCUAUUCUAGAUGGAAACGCGGGGAAUUUGGAUCACGUUAUGAAGUUCGUUCACUCGAACUUGAAGAGUAUCAUCGACCUAAGAGGACACGAUUUCCUAGGGAAAGUGAUCACCGCGAUAGGCAAAGCUGUGACAAGGGAGAAGCAAGCGAGAAAGCUGCGAACACUCGUUGAGGAGCACACCGAAGAGCUAGGGCCAGCGUUGGAUGCAGCUGAACAGGCACUGUCGGUGGCUUUAGGAAACGUGGAGUGGAUUAACAAAUACGUACCCAGUAUAGCUAAUUACUUCGAGCAACAUGAAAUAUUAUAA